This is a messenger RNA of Drosophila busckii, 1289 nucleotides long. RefSeq names its product homeobox protein Dlx2a. Gene Ontology annotation, biological process: central nervous system development; regulation of DNA-templated transcription; neuron differentiation. Gene Ontology annotation, molecular function: DNA-binding transcription factor activity, RNA polymerase II-specific; DNA binding. The record is from RefSeq and is a predicted model, not a curated record. Lineage: Eukaryota; Metazoa; Arthropoda; Insecta; Diptera; Drosophilidae.
GCUGGUGGCACAGUCUUGGAGUGACAAAUACUAAGCAUGUUGCAGAAUCCUUCGAAAUAUCACGCCAACCCACUGUCACACUUCCUUGCGUUGCAUAACACACAAGCCAACAGUGUGGCGCAUGCACAUGCACACGCACACGCACAUGGACACGGACAUGGACAUGGACAGCUGCAACCGCAUCAUACACUGCCCACGGCAGGUCAGCAGCAGCAGCAGCAACAGCAACCACACAAACACAGACCCACCACCAACACCAACAGCAGCUACAGCAGCAGCAAAAGGGAGCAACUUGCGACUGCGACGUCGCACGCGCAGCUCAUUGAGGCAGCCGCGGCGCAUACCUCCCUCGAUGUGGGCAAGUCAUUCACAAUAGCCGCCAUUUUGGGUCUGCAGCAGAGUAAGGAGUAUAAUAAUGCCAUUAAUUUGUCUCUCAAUGGUGGCGGCGGCGGCGGGGGCGCUGCAGCAGACCUGCUUGACCAGGACAACAACAACAGCAGCAAGUGCUACAGCAACAACAACAAUAGCAACAGCAACAGCCAAAGUGUAAAUAACUUCAAUUGUGAUAGCACCGGCAGUCGUUAUCUGUCCACCGUGCAGCAUUCGCAUUCGCACGUCUUAAGUCAUUCCCAUCAGCGUGCAAAUUUCGCUGCUGCCGCUGCUGUAGCUGCUGCCGCCGCUGCUGGUGGACCCUCCGCAUUGCAGAGCCUGCAACAACUGCAUCAACAUCACGCACAGCAGGCAACGCUUAGCUUUCAGCGCGAUAAGCUUAAAUCGGAGUCGCAUAAGAAAAAUGCGUUGAAAAAUAAACGUGUGCGUACGAUUUUCACGCCGGAGCAGCUUGAGUGCUUGGAGGCAGAGUUUGAGCGACAGCAGUAUAUGGUUGGACCGGAACGUCUGUAUCUGGCGCAUACGCUUAAGCUGACAGAGGCACAGGUAAAGGUGUGGUUUCAAAACCGACGCAUCAAAUGGCGCAAACAUCAUUUGGAGUUAACACAACAGCGUCUGGCCAUGAUUAGACAGACGCAGCUGCCUGGCGCUGCAGCAACAACCACUGCAACUAGUUCGACCACAACCAGCACCAACAAUGAGCUGCAGCUGACCAUGAACUGCAGCACGGGCUCGCCCAGUUUGCUAGAGGAUGACAAUGAGGAUAGCAAGCAUUCGUUAUCGGUUGCACUGCAGCCAUUAAGUCGUGUUGCCUCUGAAUCUGAUUUGUCCAUAUGCAAUGAUUCGCUUGAUAUGGACGGUGACAGUCUUAUGGACGGCAGCGAAGAGGCUUAAGCAAU